CUGUCUCUCUGCUCUCUUCUUUCACCAUUUCAUCCCUCAGCCAGCUCAAAUCCUCUGAUUAGUCCUUGACUGCACAGCACAGCACAGCACAGGAUGUCGAUAGUGAUCAUUGUUGCCAGGGAGAUCCUGGAUUCCAGGGGGAACCCCACAGUGGAAGUGGACCUGCACACUGACAAAGGUGUCUUCAGGGCAGCUGUGCCUAGCGGAGCGUCUACUGGCAUCUAUGAAGCCCUGGAGCUGAGAGACGGAGACAAGAGCCGCUACAAGGGCAAAGGUGUGCUCAAGGCUGUUGGUCACAUCAAUGACACCAUUGGUCCUGCCCUCAUCCAUUCGGGGGUCAGUGUGGUAGAACAGGAGAAACUGGACAAGAUGAUGAUAGAGAUGGACGGCACUGAGAACAAGUCUCAGUUUGGGGCCAAUGCUAUUCUGGGUGUGUCCUUGGCCAUAUGCAAAGCUGGUGCUGCAGAGAAAGGUGUCCCCUUGUACCGUCACAUUGCAGACCUGGCAGGAAACACAGAGCUAGUGCUUCCAGUUCCUGCCUUUAACGUUAUCAACGGGGGCUCUCACGCGGGCAACAAGCUGGCCAUGCAGGAGUUCAUGGUACUUCCUGUAGGGGCGGAGUCUUUCAGGGACGCUGUGCGUGUGGGUGCGGAGCUGUACCAGACGCUGAGGGAAGUGAUCAAGGAGAAGUAUGGCCAGGACGCCACCAACGUGGGGGACGAGGGGGGGUUCGCCCCAAACAUACUGGAGAACACUGAAGCCCUGGAGCUGAUCAAGACAGCCAUUGAGAAGGCAGGUUUCACAGACAAGGUGGUGAUCGGGAUGGACGUGGCAGCCUCUGAGUUCUACAAAGAGGGCAAGUACGACCUGGACUUCAAGUCUCCGCCCAACGCAGACCGCCACAUCAGCGCCCAAGAGCUCUGCGACAUGUACCAGGGCUUCGUCAAUGACUACCCAGUGGUGUCCAUUGAGGAUCCGUUUGACCAGGAUGAUUGGCCGGCCUGGUCCCAGAUGACAGCCUCCAUGGGUAUCCAGGUGGUGGGGGACGACCUGACCGUCACCAACCCCAAGAGGAUAGAGCGCGCCCUGGAUGAGAGGGCCUGCAACUGCCUGCUGCUCAAAGUCAACCAGAUCGGCUCUGUCACCGAAGCCAUUCAGGCGUGUAAGUUGGCUCAGGAGAAUGGCUGGGGGGUGAUGGUGAGCCACCGCUCAGGUGAGACAGAGGACACCUUCAUUGCUGAUCUGGUGGUGGGCCUCUGCACUGGACAAAUCAAGGCUGGAGCUCCCUGUCGAUCAGAGCGGCUGGCCAAAUACAAUCAGCUCAUGAGGAUUGAGGAGGAGUUAGGGGACCAGGCUCGCUUCGCAGGGCACAACUUCCGGAACCCCGCCGCCCUCUAAGACUCCUCUGGGCUGAUGGACACUGACACAGAAUCACAGACAUACAUCACAUCACUGCAGGGCACAGACAGACAGACUGACAUAGAUGGACAGACACAGAUGUACACAGACAGAUAUACAUAAAUACCUACAAUGAAUCCGACAGACAGACAGACAGACAGACAGACAGACAGACAGACAGACAGACAGACAGACAGACAGACAGACAGACAGACAGACAGACAGACAGACAGA
Oncorhynchus masou masou (cherry salmon) is the source of this 1632-nucleotide messenger RNA. Its product is annotated as gamma-enolase-like. The transcript has 11 exons. Gene Ontology annotation, cellular component: phosphopyruvate hydratase complex. Gene Ontology annotation, molecular function: magnesium ion binding; phosphopyruvate hydratase activity. The record is from RefSeq and is a predicted model, not a curated record. Bases 94 to 1398 code for a protein of 434 amino acids. Gene Ontology annotation, biological process: glycolytic process. NCBI's taxonomy places the organism in Eukaryota, Metazoa, Chordata, Actinopteri, Salmoniformes, Salmonidae.